This is a messenger RNA of Nerophis lumbriciformis (worm pipefish), 2739 nucleotides long. Lineage: Eukaryota; Metazoa; Chordata; Actinopteri; Syngnathiformes; Syngnathidae. The record is from RefSeq and is a predicted model, not a curated record.
AUGAAGGAAGUCAAUAUGGUCGCUCCCGUGAGUGUGGAUGCGCUCCUCCGGGCGGCCGUCUCGGAGGGCGCCGAGUACCGGGACGACGGCCUGUGCGUGGUGGGAAUUUUCGGGAAAAGCAACAUGCAGCUGGGCGCCCUGAAGGAGUCACUCAUCAACACCCUGGCGGAUAAACACGUCUUCUCCGUGUUCGGCGGAGCGGACGAGGAAGGCGGCGGCAUCCAGGCACUGUACAAUCCAGACAACCGCGUCUUGUACCUGCUGCUCACCUCCGUGUGCGACGGCCAACAGCUCCUGCGGGCGUGCCGCUCCCAGAGCGCGAGCACCGGCCACGCCGACGCUCACGACUUCUGGAAGGGACUGGAGCGACAACACUGCCUCCGCCUGCUCUACUUGUUCUCGGUGUGUCACGUCCUGCUUCUCGUCCACCCUAACCACACGUUCGACGUCACUUACGACCGGCUUUUCCGAGCCUUGGACGCUCUGAGGCAGAAGGCGCUGCCCCUCAUCCGGGCGGCCGUCAAGGACUGCCCGGUGUCCAAAGAGUGGAAGGUCAACUGUCGGCCGUGCCCUCCUCGACUCCUCUUCGUCUUCCAGAUGAGCGGAACUCUCAAGGUCUCCAAUGGGUCUGAGUCGGGCGUCCACCCGGACAAACCCAAGAAGCACUCACCCAGACGGCGCCUGCAGCACGCUCUUGAGGACCAAAUCUACCGCAUCUUCCGCAAAAGUCGCGUACUGACCAACCAGAGCAGCAACUGCCUAUUCACCGUGCCCGCCAACCAAGCCUUCGUUUAUGUGGCGCCCGCCCCCGACGAGGACCCCGUGGGGGCCCUGCUGGGGCAGCUGCGCUCCAACUGUGUCCUGACUGAGCACGACUCCGGCGCACCGGUGUCCGGUCCGCGGCGCUACCAGCAGAUGCGGCGCUCUACCCGGCAAGCGACAGCGGAUCCCGCAGGGGGCGCAGCGAUGUCGGCGCCACCCAGCGGUGACGGCGGCUUGAAGGAGUUCCUGUGGCAACACGUUGAGUUGGUGUUGACCAAGAAAGGCUUUGACGAUAGCGUGGGACGGAACCCUCAGCCGUGCCACUUUGAGCUUCCAUCCUUCUCCAAGUGGGCGCAGGUGGCACUGAAGCUCUAUCAGGUACUGGCAGGCAGCAGCGAAGACGACUCUGCCGAGCCGGCGGUCCGGCUUCAGGCCCAGCUCAAGGUUUUGGACGGCUUCCUGGAUGCCGAUGCCAAGUUCUCGGAGAACCGGUGCCAGAAGGCGCUACCACUGGCGCACGGCGCGUACCAGGCCAACUUGCCGCACAACUACACCACAGCCGUGCACAAGAACCAGUUGGCACAGGCACUGCGUGUCUACAGCCAGCACGCACGCGGUGUGGCCUUCCAGCGCUAUGCCCUGCAGCUGCACGACGACUGCUACAAGUUCUGGAGCAACGGGCACCAGCUGUGCGAGGAACGCAGCCUCUCUGACCAGCACUGCGUCCACAAGUUUCACCUGCUCCCGCAGGACGGAGAAAAUACAGAUGUCGAUCACAACCCGCCUAUUCUAAACCACAAUAGCAGGGGGCGCUCCACCAGCUCGUGCAACUGUGGGAGGAAGCAGGCCCCCCGCGAGGACCCCUUUGACGUGCAGGCGGCAAACUACGACUUCUACCAGGGCCUAGAGGAGAAAUGUUGCUGCAAGCUGGAGCGGAUCAACUUUCCCAUCUUCCAGCCGAGCACUCCCGACCCGUCACCAGCUAGCGACCGGGCGCCACGCCCGUGCGAAGCCGAUGGCGAGCGCCCCAAGGAGUCCACCGGCGCAGUGCCCGGCCACACGCCGGGUGACACCAGCCUGAGCCUGGCGCUCAGUCUUGGUCAGUCCACAGACAGUUUGGGCCCUUACGGUGAAGGCGAGCCGUCUGGCGAUGGCCAAGCGCAGCAGAAACGACCCAGCCUGGCCGACCGGCAGCCGUCCACCGUGGAGUACCUCCCGGGGAUGAUGCACUCUGGCUGUCCCAAGGGCCUCCUGCCCAAAUUUUCCAGCUGGUCGCUAGUCAAACUGGGCCCAGCCAAGUCGUACAACUGCCACGUGGGUCUGGAACAGCCCGGCUUCCUCCCUGGCGCCUCCUUCCUGCUUCCUUGGGACCUGCUCGUGCGCUCGCGUUUGGACGACGACCCGUCGGAGCCCCAGGACGGGGGCGCGUCCUCCUGGCCGGCGCCCAACAAGACGCCGGCGGGCAAGAGGGGAGGCGCGGGCGGCCCAGGCAGGAGCCGCAGACGGGACGACACGGCACGGGCCUACGUGGGUUUCGAGUACGAGGACGGUCGAGGGCGUCGCUUCAUCAGCGCCGGGCCCGACAAGGUGGUGAAGGCGCUGGGGUCGGGCGGAGCCAAGGAGCCUGCAGGAAGGGUGCUGAACGCGGACAUGCCACUUUAUGUUCCAUCGCCCACGCAGGGACGAGGGGUCAAGCCACACUUCGCUCAACUCAUACGACUUUUUGUCGUCGUGCCCGAUGCCCCUCUUGAGGUCACCCUCAGCCCCCAGGUGCAGCCCGGUCCGCCACCGUGCCCACUUUUCCACCCGGAGCUGCCAGAAGUCACGUUGCCGCCCGACUGCGUUUGGGUUCUGCGCUUCCCGUACGCGUACGCCACUGAGCUUGGACCCUGCUACCCCCCUAAGGAGAACCAGCCGCUCGCCAACUACAAGGUGUUGCGAGGAAUCCUCCGCGCCACCAACACCCAACCUCAAUGA